Molecule: messenger RNA, 2169 nt
Organism: Loxodonta africana (African savanna elephant)
Lineage: Eukaryota; Metazoa; Chordata; Mammalia; Proboscidea; Elephantidae
Gene: ABCD3
Product: ATP binding cassette subfamily D member 3
Exons: 23
Coding region: 71-2050 (659 amino acids)
Biological process (GO): peroxisome organization; fatty acid beta-oxidation; long-chain fatty acid import into peroxisome
Cellular component (GO): peroxisomal membrane; peroxisome
Molecular function (GO): ATP hydrolysis activity; ABC-type transporter activity; ATP binding
Source: RefSeq, a predicted model, not a curated record
CUCCGCGCUUCCUUCGCUAAGGUAGUCGCCGCCGUGUGCUCUUCCCCGGCUCGCUCGCUCUAGCGGAGGCAUGGCGGCCUUCAGCAAGUACCUGACCGCGCGGAACUCCUCGCUGGCGGGGGCCGCGCUGCUGCUGCUCUGUCUGCUCCACAAGCGGCGUCGCGCCCUCGGCCUGCAAGGUAAGAAAAGUGGAAAACCAACAUUACAGAACAAUGAGAAAGAGGGGAAAAAAGAGCGAGCCAUGGUGGACAAGGUGUUUUUUUCAAGGCUCAUAAAGAUUCUGAAAAUCAUGGUCCCUAGAACAUUUUGUAAAGAGACAGGUUACUUGAUGCUUAUUGCUGUUACGCUGGUUUCUCGAACAUACUGUGAUGUUUGGAUGAUUGAAAAUGGAACACUUAUUGAAAGUGGUAUUAUUGGGCGUAGCAGAAAAGAUUUCAAGAGGUACUUAUUCAACUUCAUCGCUGCCAUGCCUCUCAUCUCUCUGAUUAAUAACUUCUUGAAGUUUGGGUUAAAUGAGCUCAAACUAUGCUUCCGAGUAAGACUCACUAAAUACCUCUAUGAGGAAUAUCUCCAAGCUUUCACCUAUUAUAAAAUGGGGAAUCUGGACAACAGAAUAGCUAAUCCAGACCAGCUGCUUACACAAGAUGUAGAGAAGUUUUGUAACAGUGUAGUUGAUCUGUAUUCAAAUCUUAGUAAGCCAUUUCUAGACAUAGUUUUGUAUAUCUUCAAAUUAACAAGUGCAAUCGGAGUUCAGGGCCCAGCAAGCAUGAUGGCCUACUUGAUUAUCUCUGGGCUAUUCCUAACUCGACUUAGAAGACCCAUUGGUAAGAUGACAAUAACUGAGCAGAAAUAUGAAGGAGAAUACAGAUACGUUAAUUCUCGGCUCAUCACAAACAGUGAAGAAAUUGCCUUUUACAAUGGGAAUAAAAGAGAAAAGCAGACAAUCUACUCAGUCUUCCGAAAACUGGUGGAGCACCUCCAUAAUUUCAUUUUGUUUCGGUUCUCUAUGGGCUUCAUUGAUAACAUAAUUGCCAAAUACUUUGCCACUGUAGUUGGUUACCUAGUUGUCAGUCGUCCUUUCCUAGAUUUGUCUCAUCCUCGACAUCUCAAGAGUACAAAUUCAGAACUUCUGGAGGAUUACUACCAAAGUGGAAGAAUGCUUUUACGAAUGUCUCAAGCUCUGGGUCGAAUAGUUUUGGCUGGUCGUGAGAUGACUAGAUUGGCUGGUUUUACUGCUCGGAUUACAGAAUUAAUGCAAGUACUAAAGGAUUUAAAUCAUGGCAAAUAUGAACGUACAAUGGUCUCGCAAGAGGAAAGGGGUACUGAAGGACCACAAGUCAUUCCCUUGGUACCUGGUGCUGGAGAUAUCAUCAACGCAGAUAACAUCAUAAAGUUUGAUCAUGUUCCUUUAGCAACGCCAAAUGGAGACAUCUUGAUUCGGGACCUUAAUUUUGAAGUUCGAUCUGGGGCCAACGUUCUAAUUUGUGGUCCUAAUGGAUGUGGGAAGAGUUCACUGUUCCGUGUUCUUGGUGAAUUAUGGCCUCUUUUUGGAGGAUGUCUUACUAAACCUGAGAGAGGAAAGUUAUUUUAUGUUCCUCAGAGACCUUACAUGACCCUUGGAACACUUCGAGACCAAGUGAUAUAUCCAGAUGGAAGAGAAGAUCAGAAAAGGAAGGGGAUCUCUGACCUGGUACUGAAGGACUAUUUAGACAACGUCCAGUUGGGUCAUAUCCUGGAACGCGAAGGAGGCUGGGACAGUGUUCAGGAUUGGAUGGAUGUACUCAGUGGUGGAGAAAAGCAAAGAAUGGCAAUGGCAAGAUUAUUUUAUCACAAACCCCAGUUUGCCAUUUUGGAUGAAUGUACCAGUGCAGUUAGUGUGGACGUGGAAGACUACAUUUAUAGUCAUUGUCGAAAGGUUGGCAUCACCCUCUUCACUGUGUCACACAGAAAGUCUCUUUGGAAACAUCAUGAGUACUACCUGCAUAUGGAUGGCAGAGGCAAUUAUGAAUUCAAACAGAUAACAGAAGAUACAGUUGAAUUUGGCUCUUAGAAUCCGGAGAACUAUACCUGCUUCAAUGAAAUAAUUACAGAAUACACUUAGAAAUACAAAGUACAUUAUAAAAUAAAGUUGAGCUUGUUUUUUUUUUUUUUUUUAAGAAAAAAAACAAA